Eimeria maxima is the source of this 747-nucleotide messenger RNA. RefSeq lists its product as hypothetical. The transcript has 2 exons. Gene Ontology annotation, biological process: DNA integration. The coding region runs from base 1 to 747 and encodes 248 amino acids. Lineage: Eukaryota; Apicomplexa; Conoidasida; Eucoccidiorida; Eimeriidae. The record is from RefSeq and is a predicted model, not a curated record. Gene Ontology annotation, molecular function: nucleic acid binding.
AUGUUUAUGGGACCAGAUUUCGCAACAGUUACCCUCCCACUUGUGAACCUCAUCCGAAGGGGGGCCACUAUUCAGUGGACCGAAGAACACACGAAGGCGGUCCGCAAGCUGAAGCAGCGUCUCAUCGACUACACAAUUUUACAGAUUCCCGACACCUCGAAGCCUUUUCAGCUGUAUAUAGACGCCUCGGGAUAUGCUGUGGGGGCAAUCCUAGAGCAAGGAGGACGUCCCAUAGGAUUUCUGAGCCAGGCGAUGACACCGACACAGGCGAGAUAUCCUAUUUACGAUCAGGAACUUCUGGCGAUUGUGUCUGCCCUCGCGAAGUGGGCACAUCUCCCGGGGGUAUCCAAAGUAACAGCCUUUACGGACCACCAGGCCCUCACGUAUUUGCAACAACUUAAAGCCUUUAAACCCUUACGAUGCUGGAAUGAUGCUAUCAUCGUUCUUGUUGAUUCUCUUAGCACGAUGGCGCACUUCAUUCCCACCAAGAAGACUCUUACAGCAGCGGACUCUGUGCAGAUACUCGCAGACCGGUUGAUCCGAUACCAUGGAUUCCCAGAUAUGCUCAUUUCGGACAGAGACCCUCUAUUUCAGUACGAGGUAUGGUCGCAACUAUGCUCGCGCUUUAACAUCACAAGAGCUCUGUCGUCUCCCUGUCAGCCACAGACGGAUGGCCAGACGGAAUGCGUGAAUCGUACGCUCGAGCAAAUGCUACGUACGUCUAUUCAAACUGAUGAACGAGAGUAG